Molecule: messenger RNA, 1254 nt
Organism: Talaromyces atroroseus
Lineage: Eukaryota; Fungi; Ascomycota; Eurotiomycetes; Eurotiales; Trichocomaceae
Exons: 7
Coding region: 1-1254 (417 amino acids)
Biological process (GO): protein import into mitochondrial matrix
Cellular component (GO): membrane; PAM complex, Tim23 associated import motor
Source: RefSeq, a predicted model, not a curated record
AUGACAGACUACAAUCAAUUUACUUGCGACGAACUGAUUAUUCCUUUUCACGUCGAUCUGGGAUUCCAUUUGAUUCCAAGCAUUGUGAUGCUUUUCGACAUUCUCUUGCUCUCGCCUCCCUGGACAAUCUCCGCCCUUCCAGCUAUGGGUCUAUCCAGUUGCAUCGCUUUUGGUUACUGGUUCUGGAUUGAAAAAUGCUACGCUAUCAACGGAUGGUAUCCUUAUCCGCUCUUCGAGUUGUUAGAUACUAAGGGACGCAUUGGGCUCUUCUUUGAUUCGAGCAUAACCAACUGGGCCGGCAAGGCAGUUACGACAUCUUCGCUGAGCUUGGAAAACCACAACUCUUCUAGCACGACACAGCAUAGCACCAGCACCAGCGGAAUUUCACUCUUUUGCUGGUUUUCAACUCCGUUCAGCAAGAUGCAUUCUUCAGUUGCCAAUGCUUCUCUGCGGAAUGCCGUGUUGGGGGGCUCUCGCUUUUACUGCUGCUUUACUCCGUUCACACCAACAACCACUUUCCCUCAACACUCUUCACGAACCAAGCACGCCGUCCUGAAGCGCUAUAUCAGCGGAUUGUCGACAAAAUGUCCCAUUGACCAUAAAAAUAUCUCGAUGAACAGCCUUGCGCGAACACAGAUUCCUCUCCAAAGGGCGGCCACUCCCUCAAGCUCACGCCUCUCGUCGCAGUUUAUCAUCACAUCCAUCAAGCGCAACUUCAGCGAAUCUGCCGGUCUCCGCGCGCGGGCCUCGAAGCAGACCCAGUCGGAUACUAUCAGUAAGAAAAGUGCCGCAGCGUUGCUUGACUGGAACACAUUCUUCAAAUUGCGCGCCUCUCGCCGGCGCUACUCACUUGCUUCCUCAAUUCUUACGUCCUUUGUUAGCACUGCCAUUGGCGUUCAAGUACUUUCUACGCAGGACAUUGACACACUCGGUGCGCAAGUAAUGGGGCUAGAUCCUUUCAUUGUCCUUGGUAUUGCUACGGCUGCUUGCGGUGCUCUGGGAUGGCUCAUCGGCCCGAUUCUCGGCAAUACGCUCUGGGGUCUCGUCAACAGACAGUACCGGAGUGGUAUUGCUAUUAAAGAGAAAGAAUUUUUCGACCGCAUCAAGCGCUUCCGCGUCGACCCCUCUGCCAACUCCAUUGCGAAUCCCGUUCCUGACUACUACGGCGAGAAAAUCGGCAGUGUGCAAGGCUAUCGGCAGUGGCUGAAGGACCAGCGGGCCUACAACCGAAAGAAGUCGAGGCACAUUCUAUAG